Molecule: messenger RNA, 468 nt
Organism: Naegleria lovaniensis
Lineage: Eukaryota; Heterolobosea; Eutetramitea; Acrasida; Naegleriidae
Exons: 2
Coding region: 1-468 (155 amino acids)
Biological process (GO): protein ubiquitination; translation; modification-dependent protein catabolic process
Cellular component (GO): ribosome; nucleus; cytoplasm
Molecular function (GO): structural constituent of ribosome; ubiquitin protein ligase binding; protein tag activity
Source: RefSeq, a predicted model, not a curated record
AUGCAAAUCUUCGUCAAAACUUUAACCGGUAAGACGAUCACUCUCGAAGUGGAGUCUAACGACACCAUCGAGAACGUGAAGUCAAAGAUCCAAGACAAGGAAGGCAUCCCUCCAGACCAACAAAGAUUGAUCUUUGCUGGUAAGCAAUUGGAGGACGGCAGAACAUUGUCUGACUACAAUAUUCAAAAGGAAUCCACUCUUCACUUGGUCUUGAGAUUGAGAGGUGGUAAGAAGAAGAAGAGAAAAAAGAAGAACUAUAAGUCACCAAAGAAGGCUGCUCACAAGCACAAGAACGUUCCUCUCCUUCCUAUUGAAAAGAAGUACUACGAAGUUACCAACGACGGAAAGGUUGUCUGUAACAGAAGAACCUGUCCAAAGUGUGGUCCAGGUGUUUUGAUGGCUGCCCACGAAGAUAGACAAUACUGCGGAAAGUGCCACAUUGUCUUCUUGAUCCAAAAGAAGAAGUAA